AUGACGCUAAGUAGUCAGGCAGUGGAACGGGAUUCAAUGGCGGCAUACCUGCCAUGCAUCGGAGCGUUGUGUUUAAGAUCAAUUUCUGAACAACAAAGAAAUUUCUGUGCAGUGGACUGUUCCGACUUUUAUUUACUCGGUGAUCACAAUGACGGGUCGGGACUCAACCAGCAUCAUGGCAGGACCAGCACACCAGUGGGUUUCGCUUUGGUCCGCACCUUGGAUGCCUGUGACAGCUAUGCAAGUGUGGUCAAUUUGGCAAUUGCAAUCCUUACACCAACAGUGGUUCAACUGCACAUGCUACCCGGAUAUGAACCAACCUCACCGCAGGAUUGGGAUUUAAGAGAUGGGACAGAUGGGUGCAAGAGGCCGCAGGGUUCGCCGUCCAUGUGCAGGAACGGCAAGGAUUUUGUGAAGAUGGAAAAUGUAAAGGUUCCAGACACGUCCUCUAUAAAAUUGGAGAAUAAUUUGAGCUUAGAAGCGUGUGAGGAGGAGUGCUUGAAGAACUGCUCGUGCUUGGCAUAUGCGAGUGCAGAUGUGAGGAAUGGAGGGACUGGAUGCAUGACAUGGUAUAGAGAUUUGAUGGAUACUAAGCAGUUCACAGAAGGCGGGCAAGAUUUGUACAUUCGCGUUGAUGCAGUAGUUUUAGCUCAGUAUAAAAACAAGUCAGGAGGAGGGUAUUUUUCCGGGAGAAGGCGACUUGCUAUUAUAUUGGUAGUGUCAAUUUCUGUCGCCUCAUUGCUCAUCCUCGCAGUUCUAUAUUGGUUCAGGAAAAGGAGAAGGAAAGGGAGAGGAGGAGAACCCAGAUUUCUGAACGAUCCCGCUGCUUCUCGUGUACGAAGCUAUGAAGAUUUGCCAACAAAAAAUGAGGUUGAUGAACACAGAGGAGACACAGAUUUACCUUUUUUCGAUUUAACCACUGUGGUUGCAGCCACAGAAAACUUCUCUUCUGCUAACAAGCUUGGACAUGGCGGCUUCGGCACGGUAUACAAGGGAUGUCUAGCUGAUGGACAGGAUAUAGCUGUCAAAAGAUUAUCGAGAAAUUCAGGACAAGGCGUAGAUGAAUUCAAGAACGAAGUAAUGCUUAUAGCAAAGCUUCAGCAUAGAAAUCUUGUUAGGCUUUUGGGUUGCAGCAUAUAUAAAGAAGAGAGGAUGCUAAUCUAUGAAUACAUGCCGAAUCGCAGCUUGGACUUAUGCAUUUUCGAUAAAGACAGAAAGUCGUUGUUAGAUUGGAGAAAGCGGUUUCAAAUUAUCAUUGGGAUUGCUCGAGGCGUCCUAUAUCUUCAUCAAGAUUCGAGACUAAAAAUAUUCCACAGGGAUUUGAAAGCAAGCAAUGUUUUACUGGAUGGUUCAAUGAAUCCAAAAAUAUCACAUUUUGGCAUGGCAAGAAUGUUUGGGGAUGACCAAAUUGAAGCAAACACGAAUAGAGUUGUUGGCACCUAG
This is a messenger RNA of Malus domestica (apple), 1443 nucleotides long. RefSeq names its product G-type lectin S-receptor-like serine/threonine-protein kinase At1g11410. Gene Ontology annotation, cellular component: plasma membrane. Gene Ontology annotation, molecular function: ATP binding; protein serine/threonine kinase activity. Lineage: Eukaryota; Viridiplantae; Streptophyta; Magnoliopsida; Rosales; Rosaceae. The record is from RefSeq and is a predicted model, not a curated record. Gene Ontology annotation, biological process: protein phosphorylation.